Messenger RNA from Hippoglossus stenolepis (Pacific halibut), 2014 nucleotides. Its product is annotated as xylose isomerase. Gene Ontology annotation, biological process: carbohydrate metabolic process. The record is from RefSeq and is a predicted model, not a curated record. Bases 98 to 1417 code for a protein of 439 amino acids. Lineage: Eukaryota; Metazoa; Chordata; Actinopteri; Pleuronectiformes; Pleuronectidae. The transcript is spliced from 14 exons. Gene Ontology annotation, molecular function: xylose isomerase activity.
GAAAAAGGGAAUUGCACCCUUUGUUGAGGAGGAGGGACGUGGACUGAAAGUUGCUGCUCGCCUGCAAACAGGAACCUAGAAAGUAGCUCUAGAGGAAAUGUCAGCCGGGGAGGAUUUCUUUGCGGGCAUCCCCAGGAUCCCAUAUGUCCCCAGUGCUGGGCCAGGAGACGUCCUGUGUUUCAAACAGUACAAUGCAGAGGAGGUGCUGAUGGGACGCACCAUGGAGGACUGGUUGAGGUUCUCAGUCUGUUACUGGCACUCCUUCUGUGGAACUGGUGCGGAUCCUUUUGGCUUUCAGACGCUCCACCGGCCCUGGAAUGAAGGGACUCCUAUGGAAGCAGCCAAGAGGCGACUCUGUGCUGCUUUUGAGUUUUUCACCAAGCUUGGUGUUAAAUAUUACACAUUUCAUGACAGAGACAUGGCCCCUGAGGGCUCCACUCUGCAGGAGUCCAACAGGAAUCUGGAUGAAAUCACAGACAUGGCCCUCCAGCUGCAGAACCAGACUGGAGUCAAGGUGCUCUGGGUCACUUGCAACCUCUUCGCCCACCCAAGGUAUAUGAACGGUGCAGCCACCAACCCUGACUGUCAUGUUCUGGCCUACGCUGGUGCUCAGGUGAAGAAGGGACUGGAUAUCGCCAAGAAGCUUGGUGCAGAGAAUUUUGUGUUCUGGGGAGGAAGAGAAGGUUUUCUUUCCAUCCAUAAUACGGAUGUUGCUGCUGAGCUGAAGCACAUGGCCAACUUCUUCAAAAUGGCUGUUAAGUACAAAGAGCAGAUUGGGUUAAAGUGUCAGUUUCUAAUUGAACCAAAGCCCAAGGAGCCCUGCAAACACCAGUAUGAUUAUGAUGCCAUGAGUGUUAUAGGAUUCCUGAAGCAUUAUGGUCUGGAGAGUCACUUCAAGUUGAAUAUUGAGCCCAACCACACCACCCUUGCAGGACACUCCUACGAACAUGACGUUGUCGUGGCUUCUGCGUUUGGCAUGCUGGGUUCGGUUGACGCAAACACUGGCUCUCCAGACCUGGGGUGGGACACAGAUCAGUUCCCCAUGGACAUCAGGAACACCACCUUGGUCAUGAAGACCAUCAUUGAACAAGGUGGUCUCCAGCCAGGAGGCCUCAACUUUGAUGCUAAGGUGCGCAGAGAGUCCACAGACCUGGAAGACCUGUUCAUAGCUCACAUUGGAGCCAUGGACACCUUUGCAAGAGGACUCAGGAACGCUGUUCGCAUCAUUGAGGAUGGAAUUAUCACUGGUAUGGUGAAGGAGCGAUACUCAAGCUUCAGUCAGGGCCUUGGUCAGAAAGUGGAGGAUGGUUCUGCCACCUUUGAGGAGAUGGAGGCCUUCAUCAAGCAGAAUGGAGAACCCAGAGUCACAUCAGGAAAGCAAGAAAAAUAUGAAUCCAUCUUUAAUCACUACAUUUAAUAAAAACUUGACCCUCCUGUGUGUGUAACUGACCUUUGACCUGAAAUAUAAGCUGUGCUACCCAGGUGCUUGGUGAUGAAGCACUGUAGAGCAGAUCAAACACAAAGUUUAAAACGUAGAGCAUGUGAUUCAUCCCACUGGGAUUAAUGGUUAUUCUACUGAAUACAUGCGGAUGUUUCACCAACUAACACUGUGUGUAGUUGAAUCUGAUCAUGAUUCAGACAGUCUGACUAAUGGACUAAUUCAAUAUAACAUUUUAAAUAUGUAAUUCAAACCGUAUCACUAGUAAUAUAAAAAUGUCACCUGCCCCAUGAUGUAACAAGGCUGUGUUCAUAUUAACUAUUGACUAAUGUUGAAACAUCUCACAGUUGAAAUACAUCAACAGCCUGAAACGUUAUGGGUUCACAUCCUUGAUACUUGAACACACUAUAAGAAAAUGUAUCUUAUUUGCAUUGCAUCAUAUUAACAAAUAUUAAGACACAUUUUUGCUUUUACUAAAACUGAUGUAACAAGAAAGUAAGAAAAGAAAGAAAAACUUUGCCACAUGUAAUUGAAAUGUGUUGUUUAAGUAUGUAUUAAAAUACCCUAUUUACUGCA